Messenger RNA from Triticum dicoccoides, 752 nucleotides. RefSeq names its product zinc finger protein 4-like. Bases 68 to 526 code for a protein of 152 amino acids. The transcript has a single exon. The record is from RefSeq and is a predicted model, not a curated record. Gene Ontology annotation, molecular function: DNA-binding transcription factor activity. NCBI's taxonomy places the organism in Eukaryota, Viridiplantae, Streptophyta, Magnoliopsida, Poales, Poaceae.
CUCUUUCUCUCACGCGCGACACAGAAGCAUAACACGUAGUCACUUACUGUAGGUUUCUGUGCCUUCAAUGGAACAGCUAAACUGGGAGCAGGACGAGCAGGAGCUCAGCCUUGAGCUCACCCUCCGCAUGACCUGGGCGGCGCAGGCGGAGGCGGAGCAGGGCGGCUUCUUCCUCUGCGUCUACUGCGACCGCAAGUUCCGCAGCUCGCAGGCGCUCGGCGGCCACCAGAACGCGCACAAGCACGAGCGCAGCGUCGCCAAGCGCCGGCGGGAGAUCGCCGCCAGCACGCGCGCGCAUGGGGCGGGCGGCGCACCUGCCGCGGCGCAGGACGCAAGGCCGGGCGGGUACGCGGGCGACAGCGACUUCUUAUCGGCGGAUGGGAGGGCGAGGAAAACGGAGGCGCUCAAGGCCGCUCCUCCGAUGCUUGCUGGCAUGGCGCGCAAGCGCGGCAGCGCCCCGUCAGAGUACGCCUACGGCGCCUUCGAGCACGUCGCCGGCGAGGUGGACCUAUCUCUCAGGCUAUGAUCGGAUCCGCUGCUAGCAGUUUGUUUCGGUGUGCCAAUGUCUGCUGUGCGGUUCAUGUCAAAUGAACUGUUUGUUUCGAACUCUUGUGUGUUGAAUAAGAUUGAUCUGUUCUUCUCACAGAUUCUUCUUAUGGCUAGUUGAGUGUGGCUGAUGGUAUUAUUCCUUAGCCAGGAAGACAUGUUGGUUUACAUUUACAGGAGAUUUGGUCAGUCCUUCUGUUGUUUAA